UAGCUUCAGUUGUCGAAACGCCGGCCGCGUGCUAACACUUCACUCAGUUCCCGCUCGUACUUUGGGCGGUCCGUACUACGAAUCCCGGCGUUCUAUCGCGAUUCACCUAUAAACUUGUAUAAAACUUUCGAUUUUCAUUCAAGUGUUCAUUAGUGACAAUAUAAAACGAAAUGUAAUUUGUUAAUGUGUUAUAUUGUUUAAAUAUAAGUAUGUAUAAUCACCGUGAAAGAUGACCGGAGUCAUUAAAUAUUCAUGAUAUCUAGUGAGUACUACGAAUCUGGCAACGUAACUCGACUGUAUCAACAGAUUAAUAAAAAAUGGAGACUGACAAAAUGUCGACGGCGUCGUCAGUGGGGGCCGCGGAGAGACGGCCUCUGUUGCAAGCUCUGGUGAUUGAGAGGCGAAUACUCUUUGGAUGCACAUGUUUCAUAGGGCUGUGCACCUUUCUUUGGAUCGCUGCUGUAUGCACUGAAAAAUGGGUGCAUAUAGAAGGUGGAGACGGAAUUUACCUGCCAACGGGCCGGUACUUCAUGUACAGCAAUACUGGAGUGUGGGAGAUGUGCAGAUACGUCUUCCAACCUAACAAGACUAUUACGCCAAAAGAGGCACCCCCGAACAUUUCAAACCUCACGGGAGAGAUUUAUACAAGAUGCACAAAUUACCUGGCCCAGCCCACCAUGGAUAAUGGGCGUCCAAUUGACUUAGCUUACGAUAUUAAUAUAGCUAAUUACGUGCGGACGAUGAUAUCUUUUGGUAUUAUCAGCUUAUUCGUCAUGGCUAUGGGAUGUGGCUUCUCGGUGUACACCUUCCACAACCCUCGGUACAUGUUCAAGCGUCUUGCUGCUGGCAUCCAUUUCAUUAGCACAUCAUGCACAUUCGUUGUUGUGCAAGUAAUGAUGUCUUCAGUGGACCAUAUGAAGAAGAGUGUGAAAUUCAUCUAUCCAGAACGUGCCUAUCAUUAUUACAACAUCAGCUUCUUCCUGGCCUGGUUCGUGGUUCUCGUCAACCUCUUCGCAGCUGCUUCUUUCCUCUGGUACUCCCGCAAGAGGAAAGGUGAUAAAGCAGCCACAGACGAGCUGGCCAUGGCUGAUGAACCAACAAUCAUCGGCCGAUGACGCUUCCAGCACAUCAUUGUCACGCGACAUCUCCAGUCGCGGGAAAGCUUCCUCAAAUCUUUACUGAACAGUGCUCAAAUGACCAAUAGCUGUAACUAUGUUCAAGUCUUCCAUGUAAUGUAUUCUACGAAAAUAAGACUAAGUGAUGCGGCCCGGGUGAUGUUUUGCCAUUCGAAGAUUAUAGCAAAAUUGUUCGAUUCGUUUAUUUGGAAUUUCAUUCGUAGUGAAAUCAUAUUUACUGUUGUUAGUUGAUUCUAACCCUGUAGUAGAAAACGAUCAUCAAAACGAAAACAACUGUCAAACUACGUUAAAUAUAAAUCUGAUUUUACUUAGAUGGAAUAGCUGAUAAAUUGUCAGUACCAGAUAAUUCCGUAUCUAGUCGCUUUUCAAAGUCGACGGAGUCAGCUCUUAUGCCUGAUUGGUUUCGAAAACGGUGAAAUUCGAUGGAGCAAUCGUUUUCGAUCAGGAGGUGCAAUGAGUUCAUCCGAUUAACUCGAGCUGGGACUUGGUUUGAGUCGCAUCACUAACAUAAUUACACAACGUCAGUUUCAGCUUUUAGACGAUUCUUGACUGAUUCUGUUACCUUGAAUUUAAUUACACCCUGAAUGUUAAUCGUGACGUUUAUAUUAUUACGCCUUGUUAAUCUUAUAAGCGACGGAAAAAUAAUCUUUAUUGCGACAUUUUUUAUUACCGGCUUGCAAUAUUUUUAUGUGAAAAACGUAUUUAAACUUUAUGCGCCUCGGACUUAUAGGAUUAACGAAGUUAACGUACAUCGUGUUAUAAAAUAGCGGUUUUUUAUAAUUCAAACAUGCGUAAUCUUUUGCGUUGAUAUGUAAAUAUGUUGUACUUUUACUAUGCUGCCAUGAGACUACGUGUAACUUGAUUCUAGUCAUACUUAUAUUUAUAAUGCAUUAUGUUUGUAGGGAUCACUUCCGUAAUUAGUUUGAAUAUUUUAUGGUGAAACUCAUGUUCUGUUUUACGUAAACACAAAGAUAAAAUUAUAUUUGUAUUAGUGUAAUUUGUAUCCAUAUAAGAACAAGUCGAGUUGGGACCAACGGAACAUAAAAUACAUUAUAGUCUAAACAUCGGGGACUUAUUUAUAGAAGUUCUGUGGGGAGCGCAAGAAACGCUAUCUUCGGAGUGAACUUAGUGUGAGUUGAAACAGUUACGGAAUGCGUCCUGAAGAGUGGUAUUGUUUAUUCCAUUAUAUUUGCAUUAUCGUGUGUAUUGAUGUUAUGUAUGUUCUUCUUAUAUAUAAAAUUCUUUUUUAUUGAAUAAAUUAUUCAAACUUUAA
Messenger RNA from Spodoptera litura, 2409 nucleotides. RefSeq lists its product as uncharacterized. Lineage: Eukaryota; Metazoa; Arthropoda; Insecta; Lepidoptera; Noctuidae. Gene Ontology annotation, cellular component: plasma membrane. The record is from RefSeq and is a predicted model, not a curated record.